AUGACGACUGAAGAACAAAUUCAAUCAUCGGAUUUUGAGAGAAUAAAUGGCACUGAAGAUACUAAUACAUAUGAACAUGAUAAUGAAACAACAUCCGAUACAUCUUCUGCUCCACCACCACGCCGAUCACGAUUUUUUCGUUCGAAACGAAAGCAACGUUUAAAUGAAGAACAGUCUAGUAAUGAUGAUUCAUUGAAUGAUACAACCGAUUCACCAAAAACUCCACAACAAUCGACUGAAGAAACAACGGUCGAUGAAAGUUCAACAACUGAUACUGAUAGUCCAGCUAAACAAACACUAAAAAAACGUCCAACAUCUCCUCCUCCUCCUGUUGCAUCUACAGAUGAAACUUCCGAAUUAGAUACAACUUCCAGUUCAGAAGAAAUCAACUUUUCAUCACAUAUUCACGAUUCCAGUUCUGAACAUCAAAAUUAUCUAGCUAAGCACAAUGCUCAUGAAAAACAAUCAUCUAAUCAACCUAGACCAUCCCUACCCACGAUUUAUUCUGGCUAUCAAAGAAAAAAAUCUCAAUCUGUUAAAUUAACACGUAUUGAUCCAUUUGAUUCAUAUCCAAAAAAGAAUGUUCGUUUUGCUGAUGAUUUCGGUCUUGAUUUAAGUCAAGUUAAAGUUAUUACAUCCGAUGAAUUACCUCAUGUACCCAGUGCAGCAUUCAAAGACUUACAUAUCAGUAAUGAUGAUAAUCCAUUAUCACAAUUUCAAGAACGUAUGAAAACAAUAACUUAUUUAGAACAAAAAUUUGAAAAUCCUAUUCAUGCACAUGGUUUUGAUGAUCGUGUUUCACGUCAUAAAGUUGUAUUAGAACAAGCGAAUGCUAUUGAUAAUCGAAUAUAUGGAACAAUAAAAAUCGUUUCACUGGGUUUAAAUAAACGAGUAAAAAUUCGUUCAACAACUGACAAUUGGAUUACAUAUGAUGAUCAUGAUGCAACAUAUAUUACAGAUUCAUUUGAUGGUAAUCAUGAUCGAUUUACAUUUACAGUAGAAAUUAAUCGAGAUCGAAUAGGUGUAGGAAAUAAUAUACAAUUUUGUAUUGGUUAUGAAUCAUAUAUUGGUCCUGAAUAUUGGGAUAAUAAUUAUCAACAAAAUUAUCGAUUUGAUUGUAGUUCAAGGACCGUACCUGAUUAUAGUGAUUAG
This is a messenger RNA of Adineta steineri, 1152 nucleotides long. Lineage: Eukaryota; Metazoa; Rotifera; Eurotatoria; Adinetida; Adinetidae. The record is from the annotation of a GenBank genome assembly.